AUGGAAUUGAAAAUACCAAAAUGUAUAGAGGACAUGUUAUUGUCUGGUUACCCUGAAUAUAGUGCAUCUCAGAAAGAUAUUCCUAUUCAGGAGGAGAUCGUACUUGCCAAAUUGGUUCUAGCUCUACAAAUAGAUUUCUUCUCAAUUGGCGAGGAAAUAGACUUCGAGAAAGUUAAACCGAAACUGCUCCAUGGAUUCAAGAUUCUGCUCGGAAUUACAGUUUUUGUUUCAUCAUUUUUGUCCUAUGGACUUUUUCAGUUCAUUCUCAAGGCACCUGAAUAUGACAGGUUGAAGCCUCAAGUAGUCAUCGCAGUAUGCAGCCUGUUACAAUGCUUUGAUCUGCCAGCUCAGACGUCAGUGUACUUUUGGCAAUCUGAAAACAUGGUGAAAUUCGUGAAUCAAUACAUGAAUACAUGCCGAAGGAUAUCAGACAAUCCGAGGGAAUAUUACAGAUCAUUGGCAAUCAAAAGAAACUUAUUUAAAUACUUCAUACGUUAUAUUUCGACGUGCAAUGUGUUUGUUCACUAUUACGAAGGUAGCACCUGUUCGGAUAAUGAUCUUAGAUUUGCUUGUAGGGUAUCCCUACCAUUAUGGUAUCCUGUCGAAACAAACUACUUUCCAGUAAGGGAAAUCUUUGUACUUGUGUUUAUUGUGAUAGCAUGGAGGCUUAUAAUAGUGGUUUUGCAUGAACCGAUUGAUUCAUACAUUAUAGCAAAACUCUUUGAGUACAAGUGUCAACGUUUGAUCAAACUCAUGCAGAAAACUUCGUUAAGCAGAGUGCAGAAUUUAGAACUUGUGAAGCGAAAGUUUCGCGAUAUUGUAGACUGUCAUCAAGAACUGAAAUUGUGUUUCGAGUCGUUACGGGAAGUAUUAGGUGCAUUAACAUAUCCAGGACUGAUAUGUUUCAUCCCAAUCACUGCCUGCUUUUCAACUGCAUUUGUGCAGGCAUUGGAUAAAUUUGUCGCAUCAUCAUUGACAGUUAAAAAACAACAAAUUAAACCACCUGUUACGACUUUGAAACACAAUUUGACACUCGCACUUGAACUGACGAGGCCCAGUGCAAAGAUUAGAGGUCAAUAUAUAAUCUUUGUUCCAGUGGUGCAGUUCAAGUUCAAGCUGCGUUUAAGUUUGAACCCUGCUCAACUUGGACAAAUCCGUACAAGUUUGAACUAG
This is a messenger RNA of Coccinella septempunctata (seven-spotted ladybird), 1173 nucleotides long. RefSeq lists its product as uncharacterized. The record is from RefSeq and is a predicted model, not a curated record. Lineage: Eukaryota; Metazoa; Arthropoda; Insecta; Coleoptera; Coccinellidae. The transcript is spliced from 6 exons. The coding region runs from base 1 to 1173 and encodes 390 amino acids.